UCAACGAAUGCACUAUUACGAUUGACAGUAUACGAAAAACUCAAAAAGAAAAGAGUAAAUUAAUAAACAACAGAGCAUUUUUGUUAAGGAAAAUGAUCAACCGAUAAAUUUCGUCAGUGUUUCAAAACAAAUCUUUGCUUCACGAUGGGAUUCGUACAGCGAGCGCUUUUCACAUGGUUCAUAUUGCUGGUGUUUUUAAUAUUGCUCUGCCUCCGAUUGGAAAGCCGAAUCACCUGGAACUGGUUUAUCGUGUUCAUUCCGCUGUGGCUAUACGAUGCCAUCCUGAUCACCUGGGUGGUGAUCGAAAUCAUCCAGCGACAACACGCAAACCGAAUAAUUUCCUUUCGCCACUACGAAUACUACGUGGCUGGAAUCCUGUUGAAAAUGGUUUCGCAGAUUGCCAUCUGCCUGAAGCUGGAGUACAACUCCAUCCCGCUGUACGCUAUGAUGAUUCCCAUCUGGUGCCUCCUGGCAAUGCUGAUUGUGUACAUGGCCACCAAUCUGCAACCGAAGCCCCGCUCUAUCGCUUCAAACAAGACCAGUCGCCAGACGGCGACUGCCUCCUCCUAGGGGUACGUUCGGGUGAAACUUUGCGUUUCGCCCCGUUCGCCGUGAAUGUCUCCAUCGGCUGUAGUGCGCUCCACUCGGACGGAACCACAAAGCUGGUAGGUUGUUUCGUUUAUAUUAGGAAAAUUUGGCCUCAUGUUGGACAAAAUCCGACGAACAAUCUGAUCGAUUAGGUAGUCUCAGCUAAAGUAUGCUCGAUUGCAUUUUGAAUGGGUUUAACUAUAAUCUUAACUAAUCUUGGUAAAUUAUACGCUGCUGUCGAAAUAUCUUCGCGGUGGCAAAUCCGUGACAAGGAUUUAAUUAAAUAAAGGAAUAGUAUUAUUUAUGAUGAAA
This is a messenger RNA of Wyeomyia smithii (pitcher-plant mosquito), 900 nucleotides long. RefSeq names its product transmembrane protein 60. NCBI's taxonomy places the organism in Eukaryota, Metazoa, Arthropoda, Insecta, Diptera, Culicidae. Bases 145 to 570 code for a protein of 141 amino acids. The record is from RefSeq and is a predicted model, not a curated record. The transcript has 2 exons.